This is a messenger RNA of Lolium perenne, 727 nucleotides long. The record is from RefSeq and is a predicted model, not a curated record. Lineage: Eukaryota; Viridiplantae; Streptophyta; Magnoliopsida; Poales; Poaceae.
CCGGUGGAUGCUCCGGUCGCUGCUCUUCUACGGGUGGCUGCAGUGCCACGUCCGGUUCCUGCAGACGCAGAAUAUCGUGGUGCCGAUGAUGGUCAGCUCCGGCGUCACCGCCGCCAACCACGUGCUCGUGUGCUGGGCGCUGGUCUACAAGCUGGGCAUGGGGAUCAAGGGAGCGGCGGUGGCCAAUGCCAUCUCCUUCCUCGUCAACGUAUCCAUACUCGCCCUCUACGUCAGGCUCUCACCGUCCUGCAAGACCACCUGGACGGGGUUCUCCUGCGAGGCGUUCCACGACAUCCCAGCCUUCUUGAAGCUCGCUGUCCCAUCUGCGAUGAUGGUCUGCAUGGAGUGGUGGUCGUUCGAGGUCAUGGUGCUACUUGGUGGCCUUCUCUACCUAAUCCCAAACUCUCCACGGCCGUGCUCUCCAUCUGAUGCUCUUUUCUUCGUGUGAUUGAUUGAUCUCGAUCGCUCCUUGCUGAAUCUCUAUCCUAUCCGACACCUGCAGCUUGAACACCAAUUCCAUAGUGUGUACGGUCCCGAACGGACUCUCUUCCUCCAUAAGCACGCGCGUGUCCAACGAGCUCGGAGCGGGGCGACCUCGCGCAGCCCUUCUGGCCGCCCGUGUUGUCAUGCUGUUGGCAUUUCUGGUAGGAACUUCGGAAGGCAUUCUCUUGAUCCUAGUGCGAAACCUGUUGGGUCUUGCCUACAGCAAAGACCAGGAGGUUGUUGC